This is a messenger RNA of Raphanus sativus (radish), 3169 nucleotides long. RefSeq names its product alanine--tRNA ligase, chloroplastic/mitochondrial. The record is from RefSeq and is a predicted model, not a curated record. Gene Ontology annotation, cellular component: cytosol; cytoplasm; chloroplast. Gene Ontology annotation, molecular function: alanine-tRNA ligase activity; amino acid binding; ATP binding. Gene Ontology annotation, biological process: tRNA modification; alanyl-tRNA aminoacylation. The coding region runs from base 71 to 3001 and encodes 976 amino acids. The transcript has 7 exons. NCBI's taxonomy places the organism in Eukaryota, Viridiplantae, Streptophyta, Magnoliopsida, Brassicales, Brassicaceae.
GGAUAAAAAAAAAUACAAAGCUUGAAAGCCUUGCGUGUGUCUGAAACUCCCACACUCUUAUCCUCUCUCAAUGAGUUUCUCGAGAGCAAGCCUCUUCGAUUUCCCUCUUCUUAAACCACUCGUGCUUUCUCAUCCCUCCUCUGUUUUCUCUUGCAGACGUUUUGUCACCAGAACCGUCCCGGGUCUUUCUCCUGCUGUCUUGUUGCCGACAAGACCAACUCAGAUUAUUGCUAAGAGCUCAUCAGUAACAGUACAGCCUGUGUCUGAGGACGCUAGCGAAGACCAUCAUCAUCAUCAGUCCGAAGAUGUUAGUGGAGAUUCAAUACGGAGACGUUUUCUUGACUUCUACGCCUCUCGUGGCCAUAAGGUGCUCCCAAGCGCCUCUCUUGUACCAGAAGACCCCACCGUCUUGCUAACCAUCGCUGGGAUGCUUCAGUUCAAGCCUGUUUUCCUUGGGAAGGUACCGAGAGAGGUUCCUUGUGCGACAACCGCACAGAGAUGCAUACGCACAAACGAUUUGGAGAACGUUGGAAGAACGGCCAGGCACCAUACCUUCUUCGAGAUGCUUGGGAACUUCAGUUUCGGUGAUUACUUCAAGAGAGAAGCGAUCAGAUGGGCGUGGGAGCUGUCCACAGUAGAGUUUGGGCUACCUGCUGACAGAGUUUGGGUCAGCAUCUACCAAGACGACGACGAGGCUUUUGAAAUCUGGAAGAAUGAAGUCGGUGUGCCUGUUGAGCGGAUCAAGAGAAUGGGUGAAGCUGACAACUUCUGGACCAGUGGACCGACUGGUCCUUGCGGUCCCUGCUCGGAGCUGUACUAUGACUUCUACCCUGAGAGAGGGACUGGUGAUGAUGUUGACCUUGGGGAUGAUUCAAGAUUCAUUGAGUUCUAUAACUUGGUUUUCAUGCAGUACAACAAGACGGAGGAAGGGCUGCUUGAGCCUUUGAAGCAGAAGAACAUAGACACUGGUCUUGGCUUGGAACGUAUAGCUCAGAUCCUUCAGAAGGUUCCAAACAACUACGAGACGGAUUUGAUAUAUCCAAUCAUAGCAAAGGUUUUGGAGUUGGCGAAUAUCUCAUACGACUCUGCAGAUGAAAAGGCGAAAACGAGUUUAAAAGUGAUUGCAGAUCACAUGAGAGCAGUUGUUUAUCUUAUAUCAGACGGUGUUGUGCCUUCGAAUAUUGGUAGAGGUUAUGUAGUGAGGAGGUUGAUAAGAAGAGCUGUUCGCAAGGGGAAGUCACUGGGGAUAGAUGGAGAUGGGAAAGGUAGUUUGAAGGGAGCUUUUUUACCAACAGUUGCUGAGAAAGUGAUAGAGAUGAGCGCUUAUAUUGACUCAGAUGUGAAACAAAAGUCCCCACGGAUCCUUGAGGAGAUUAGGCAAGAGGAGCUUCACUUCAAGAAAACUCUGGAAAGAGGGGAGAAGCUACUUGACCAGAAGCUUCUUGAUGCACUGUCAACAUCUGAUAAAACGCCUUGUAUAUCUGGAAAAGAUGCGUUUAUUCUCUAUGACACAUACGGUUUCCCUGUGGAGAUAACAGCAGAAGUGGCUGAAGAGCGUGGAGUCAGCAUAGACAUGGAUGGUUUCGAAGUGGAGAUGGAGAAUCAGAGACGUCAGUCACAAGCCGCUCACAAUGUUGUGAAACUAACAGUUGAAGAUGGAGAUGACAUCACGAGAGAUAUUGAUGAUACUGAGUUUCUUGGAUACGACAGUCUCUCUGCUCGUGCCGUUGUGAAGAGUCUUUUGGUUGGUGGGAAGCCUGUGAUAAGGGUUUCUGAAGGGAGUGAGGUGGAGAUUCUGCUUGAUAGAACUCCGUUCUACGCUGAGUCAGGAGGACAGAUUGCAGAUCAUGGUUUUAUGUAUGUUAACAGUGAUGGGAGCCAAGAUGAUGCUGUUGUGGAGGUGAGUGAUGUGCAGAAGUCUCUUAAGAUUUUUGUUCACAAGGGUGUAGUGAAAAGUGGAGCUUUGGAAGUUGGUAAGGAGGUGGAAGCAGCUGUAGAUGCAGACCUAAGACAACGAGCAAAGGUUCAUCAUACGGCCACACAUUUGCUGCAAUCAGCACUUAAGAAAGUAGUAGGACAAGACACAUCACAGGCUGGUUCAUUAGUAGCUUUUGACCGCCUCCGGUUUGAUUUCAAUUUUAACCGGCCUCUACAUGAUGGUGAGCUUGAGGAAAUAGAAUGCCUGAUCAAUAGGUGGAUUGGUGAUGCUACACGUCUUGAAACAAAAGUCCUUCCUCUUGCUGAUGCUAAAAGAGCUGGAGCCAUUGCAAUGUUUGGUGAAAAAUAUGAUGACGAGGUUCGUGUAGUGGAAGUUCCUGGUGUCUCCAUGGAACUUUGCGGUGGCACUCACGUUGGAAACACUGCGGAGAUAAGAGCCUUCAAGAUUAUCUCAGAACAGGGCAUUGCCUCUGGAAUCAGACGUAUUGAAGCAGUUGCAGGUGAAGCAUUCAUUGAAUACAUAAACUCGCGAGAUUCUCAAAUGAAACGUCUAUGCUCCACUCUCAAGGUGAAAGCAGAGGAUGUUACAAACAGAGUUGAUAAUCUUUUGGAGGAGCUGCGUACUGCUAGAAAAGAAGCAUCAGACUUGCGCUCAAAAGCAGCGGUUUAUAGAGCAUCUGUUAUAUCAAACAAAGCAUUCACUGUCGGAACUUCACAGACAGUAAGAGUGCUGGUUGAGUCGAUGGAUGACACAGAUGCAGACUCUUUAAAGAGUGCAGCCGAGCAUUUGGUAAGCACACUUGAAGAACCAGUGGCUGUGGUACUAGGAUCAUGUCCAGACAAAGACAAGGUUAGUUUAGUGGCUGCAUUCAGUCCAGGAGUAGUGUCUCUGGGAGUUCAGGCAGGGAAGUUCAUUGGUUCGAUAGCUAAGUUGUGCGGAGGAGGAGGUGGUGGAAAGCCUAACUUCGCUCAAGCAGGUGGCAGAAAGCCUGAGAAUCUCUCGAGUGCAUUGGAGAAAGCUCGGGAAGAACUUGUGGCAACUCUAUCCGAAAAGCUUGGGUGAAAGAACCAACUUGCUAUAUACAUGGAAAGAGAUUGUACACAUUUGCUUGGUCUUGGAAAAGUGAAUCUCUCCUAUAAGAAUGUAAAGAAAUUUGUUUUUUUUUUAAUUUAAUCUAGACGAUUAAUUUACUUAAUUGGUUUCGCUUAAUCAAGUAAUUUUCAAAUACAA